AUAGCAACUGUCGCGGCGUUCGGACGUUAUAUACAUGUACGGAAACGGAUACGCGGACCAAUACAUACAUAUACAAUUUAUAAUAUUUUUCUUUCUCAUUCAAAAGAAAGAAAAUACUUUAAAAACGAUAUUUUUCGGGACAGACGAUACUAAAAGUCGCAAAACGAAUUUCAAUUUGAAAAACCAAUAAUUUUUUUAUAAAAGAAAAGUAAUUUUUUGUUUUUGCAUACGGGUGUGAAUAGUUGUAUGUGGUGGUGAUUCAGAGGAAAUCAGACUUUGCAAAGUGCAAAAUUUCAUUGAAAAAAAGUAGAAGUAGCUACUGCAGUGGUAGAAGAAGUUGCAGAAGAGGAAGCAAACAAAUAAAAAAAAAUCGAAUUAUAGCGAAACGAAACGAGUGUAGUGUUAAAGAAGCAGCGAAUAAGAAAUAUGCAUGCAUACAUACAUACAUAUGUAUGUAUGCAUAUGUAAAAGUUAAAAGCUAAACCAGUUUUAUAUAGACGUACUAAACUAAACAAUUUUUACAAAAACAAUAAUAACCAAACAUCAACCGGCCGACCAACAACUUCAUACUUGAUGGUGCACCAGUUCGUACAAUUCAAAUGUUGCAUGAAUUAUUACUCAAAACAUUAAGUGACCCAUUCUUCUGGACGCAUCAAACAGUUUCUUCAAAAGUAGUCUACUGAAGCUCAACUACAAAAUAUUCGAAAGUUUAAUCACACACUUAAAACGACUGUAACACGAAAAAUAGCAGCAGCAACAACAACAGCAGCCAAUUGCACUGAUAAUAGCAUUAAGAAAGCACGAGCAAUGUCCAAUGUAAACAUAACAACAAUACAUACAUACAUACACGUAUGUACAUAUUAGCAAUUGAAGAAAUAAACGAGUAGCUGCCGGUAGCGCCUAAAAAAGUAGUGCCGUGACGACAACAGCAGAAGCAACAACGAGAAGUAAUAAAUCAGUGACAACAACAGCAAAAUGUUGACUGCUGUUUAUCAACAACAAAAACAGCAGCAACAACAACAACAACAAACCCAACUGCAAACCAGUACAGGCAAACAUAACUUUAUUAGAGCAGCUCAAGCAGCACAAGACAUAGUAAACGAACGACCGACGAAAGCAACAACACCAACAACAACACACCACAAAUAGACGCUAAACAACAAAUGAAGUAAACUUGAUAUAGUAAACAAGUGUUAGCAACAGAAAACAAAAACAAUAAAACAACACAGCACACACACACACACACACACAGACAGUAACAACGGCCAAUCUGUAGGCAAAACAUUUUCACUUGAAAGCAGUGAAUUUGACAGCAACAACAACAACAACAAUAAGGCCAGCAAGUACUUCAAAAGCGAUAAUCCGACGUAAGAAAAAUUUGCAGUUGCAGUGAAAGCAACAACAAGUGAAGAAUAUCUGCAGCUCCUUUUAAUUGUUGCACGUCUUUGCUGGUGAACGCUUUGACGUUUGACGAAGGCAGGCACUUCUAGCAACAGCAACGAAUUUGCCAACAAGAACAGCAGCAAUAGCAAAGGGUAGUUGCACCGGUAGUUGCUGCAUACAUACAUGCAUUCAUACAUACAUAUAGACGCGAAUAACUGCCACGAUUGUGCAACACGCUAUUAAAUUGUGCAGCGGAAAACGUAUUGAUUACUGUAAUAAGCUGCAACAACAGCAUCAACAACAACAACUAAACUAAACUAAACUAAACAUUCGAACAACAGAACAGAGCAGAACAGGAAAGAAUGCAAGUUGUCCGAUUGGGUUGAGCAGCAGCGCUGAUUGAGCGUCACUAGUAAUAGUUACAUACAACAACAAAAACAACAAAAACAACAACAACAACAAUAUACGUGAAAACGCCCGUUGUCAACUAAGCGUAAUUGCAAAAGGCAAAAAUUUCUCGCAUUUAUUUUUAUGUUGCCCACUUGGAGAAUGCAACAACGUCGCGCGAAAUAGUUGCCAAGGGUAGCGAAUAGCAAGGCAUAGCAUAGCUUACAUACAUACACAUGUACAAGCGGACUUAUAUAAAUAAGUAAAUAUAUAUAUAUAUAUAUAUUUAUACAUAUAUAUUUAUAUAUAACUUCAGCAGAUCUCAUUGCCGCAUUUAGUUUUAUGUUGCCGCAAUUCGAGCCAAAAACAGUGUGGCUGUGAAAUUGUUAUUGUUUUUUCCCCUCAACACUUCAACUUAGCACUCGCAAUUUUCCUUGCCUUGUGAGUGAACAUUAAAAUAAACGCGCGACAAAAACAACACCGCAUUUUGCCUCCGCUCAUUUACGCCCAUUUGCGUCCGGCGACAAAGCAGCAUUGGCAGACAAUAAGAACACAGUACAAACGGUAGAUGUGAAGCGGAACGUCCAACAACAACAGCAACAACAACGUUAAAAAUUAUAUUACAGCAAAAAAUUGCAAUUUAAACACAAGAGACAGUCGCCAUUUGUCAUCAACAACAGCUACCGACUGGCGCACCAAAGCCUGGGAAUCAAAAGCACACUUCAUUUGCCAUAGUAAUCGGUUGUGUUGUGCUAGCAGAUCAUUUGUUGCCGUUAGAUUGCAGGCAAAAUAAGGCAAGAAGAACCAUUUUUUAUAAGAGAAGAGUGAGCGUACGGUCGCUGAGUGGCGACAAAACUGAAAAGAAUUCACCGAGCGUGACUGUAAAGUGUGGAGGCAUUAAAGCAAAACGUUAGAUCGGCUUACUAACAGCAACAACAAAAAACAAAGGAAAACUAAAAAAAAAAGCAGCAACAAAACUCAAACACCAACUCACGUUUGCAACUGAAACAACAGCAGCGCAACAAAAAAAAAAAAAACACACACACAUACACAAAAAGUAUAACGGCAAAUCAACAAUUUACCUAAUGAAGCUUUAGUUGCACCGUAAAACCACAACAACUAAAUAUUCAGUAAAAGAAAAUAAGAAGCAGAAAGCACAGCUGCAUAAAAAUGGAUAGUACCACACAUUCACCAACCGCCGCGCCACCACCAUUAGCAACAGCAUCACAACGUGCCGGCGUGACUGCCAAUGGCCUUGACACCGCCAUCACACCACCAGUAGCACCCGCGCGCCAUACGCGUCCAUUACCCGCACAACGCGCCGGUAGUGCCUGUGUCAGCGGUAAUGGCAGCAGCUCAUCGACAACCACCUCCUCACCGCCGCAAUACAGUGAGGACAUUAGGCGCGCCAAUAUGCCCACCACAUUGGAUUUGUUGCCACGCAAGGGCAGCGUAUCGUCGACAAAGACCUGCGAGGUCGAUUUGGGUGAUGAAGAGCGUGACACCUUUUCACCCAUAAGCACCGGAGAGAGCACGAGCGACGGUGGCGUUGGUGAGGAUGGCAGCAGCAGCAAUCAAUGCAGUCCCGGUGAUGCGCAUAUGUUAUCCGCUGCGGGCAGUAGUGAUAUCGGCAGUACAUUAGCAACGAUAGCUACAUACGAUAACAAAGCCUACGAUAGCGUGCAUGAAAGGCCAAUGACAGUCGCACCAACACCAGCCGCCCGGCUGAAGUUGAGUGGCAGUGGUGGUGUGAGUGGAGUGGCUUUGUCUGGAGCUGGGACUGGUGCUGGUGUGAGUGGCGCUCUGCACUCCACAUCGAAGGAGGAGAAGCAGCGUCAAAAUGAGGAAAUUGUCAUAAUGGAAACGUCAUCAAUUUCUUCGGAGACUGGCUCAUGGGAAUCUGUAUUUCCACACGCUAAUAGUGCUGCAGUAGGCAAUGUAGUGUCAACAACCGCUGUGGUAUCUGCCGCGCCCAUUACUGCUGUAAACACAACUACAGCAAACAUGUUAAGUGAUGCCAAUAUUACAGCUUUUAAUACAGAAUUUUUACAAAGCGAAGGCAAAAUAUCGCAAACGCCGUUUGAGCAUCCCAAGGAGCGCGACAAAAAUAGCGGCACUGAGCAGCAAGUUCAUUUGCUUAAAGAACCUGAUAUUGCGCCAUAUCUACGUGAGCGCACCUAUUCCACGGGCGCGUCAGUGACUGCCGAUACGAGCUCAUUAUUUACCGGCAUCAGUACCCAUUCGCUGUUGCGUGAUCUUGAGCGGCGAGAAAACGCAAUGAAUUCGUCGGCACAUAGCGCUUGCUUCAUUGAUGCCUCCUCGCUGCGUGAUGAGGAUGAAGUACUCUCUUUUCCCAGUCUUGACGGCCAGCUGUCGAAUGAUGAUGCUAAGGAUAUUGAAGAUGAACGGGUGACGACGUUAGAGUCAACCAAGCCGGCUAAUGGCGAAGAUGAGGACUCUCCUACCAAAAAACUUGAAUCAUUCCAUAAAGCAUUUGCCAAGUGUAAAGUGAAAUCCAAAGAUCUACCAGAAGAUGUGCCAGUAGAAACAUUUAAUUUAUCAAAGUCAAGUUCUAGCUCGAAUUCUGGUGCUGAUUCGCCACAGAAACAAAUUUCGGUAGCAUCUGCAACAUCCACAAAUAAUCUCUCAGAUGAAGAGAAACUCUGGAAACGCGAACACGAAGGUCAAAAAGCGCCUAAGAAUGCCGAGACCAAAGAUAAAAUUGGCAAGACAACACAAUUUGCCCCCCAACAGCAGACUUCCGCACAUGAGGAUGCCACUGAGGCCUCAGUGUCUCUUGCUGCCGACGCUGAUUCAUCUGACUCAUCGGAAAUUGUUAAAUUGCGUCGUGAACAAGAGCACAAACAGCGCGGCCCAUACAUUUUCCAACACAAUAUGCAACACUUUAGUAUUCACCCAUUGGCUGUAAGUCCAAAAUUUUCCGUACACAAUUCGCUGGCUGCCAGCAGUACUGGCCAUCCCACGGCCGUACAUGCUGCACACAGCGAUCUUAGCUACACAACUGACUACUCGUCAUCCAGCCCGGCACCAAGUUUAGUUUGGUCUGAGCAUGAACACCGUCCCAGUCUCAGCGGUCGUCCGCAUGUCGAUGAUUAUGACGGCCACGCGCAUAAGACAUUUGCUCACCCGGAUACACCGCAUAACUCGAUAGCACACAUUGAAAACGCCUCCAGUAAUAACUCCUCCAUACAUCGCGACUACACAAUGUCAUCAUCACUCUCACACCAACGCGACUCUGGCGCUUAUUGCAGCGAUGCUACAGAUUCACCAGUACCAAUGCCACGUACACCGAAACGCUCCAAGUUUGAUGAAGCUAACCCGAUAAUUUCUGGCGGUGCAUCGAUUAAAGAUUUUGCACCUAAGCAGUGCGAGAGCCCGCCGGUGCAUAGGCGCUUGGACUCAUGUCCUAUUGUCUCUGGUGGAUUUGCCUCACUGGAUUUUGAGCCAACCCGACCGCUAGUAGACGAUGAUGAGGAUCAAGUGGAAUUACGUUCAAGACCAAAGACGCGUAAACCGAUACCGGGUAUAGCGUCGUGGGUGGUGGAUAUGAGCGACUGCCGGCCAGAGCGUCGCAAAAGCACUAGCUCCACUUCCAGUAUGGAAGCGUCUGCAGGUAAAUUUCGCGAACGUUCCGAUUCUACCAGUUCACAUAAGAGCGGUUGUGGUUUUUAUGUUUCUUUGGAUAAUAUGGAUAAAAACCCCAAUACUGAUGAUCUCAAUAAAAUACCAAUAAAGCCGCAGAUGAGUAAAUCAUAUACGGCACCAAAACCGGCCGGCUUCUUUGUGAAUCUCUCUAAGAGCGAAUAUAUAUCGGCACCGGAAGAAAAACCUAGCGAACCGAAGACGGAAGAAACAACGACAGCAGAUAAGAAAAAUAUAUUUAGCAUGUUCAUAGAUAUAGGCGAGAGUAAGAAACAAAGUGGUACGCCGCGAAAGGAGCCAUUUAGCUUGGCGCAACGAUUAUCAAGCUCAUAUGCUGCGCAACGUCGCGCAGAAGAAGUCAUGCGUUCAAGCGCAAGCUCAACGGAAACACUGAUGGCAAAAAGUAGCAGUUUAAAGAUGAGUACAGACAAUGAAGGGUGUGGUGAGAGUAAGUCGCUCGAUUAUAAGUGCAAUCUUGAACCGCCUAUUACUGUAGCAGCCAUACGACGGCUAUCACAGCAGCAACGCUCCCAGAACGACGCAGCGAAACGACAUUCCUGGGGCAAUAAUCCAUCGAAAGAAGGUGUUAUCGGUGACUACAAACGCUCCAUUAGUCUUACGGCCAAUGGCGAUUCAAAGGAGAAUGGUGGGAAUGGCUUAAUGAGCAUCAUAGAUAAAAUCCCAUUGAUAUCGAAGGCCUCCUCUUUGUCGGUGGACAGCUCGCUAUCUCCCUUCGAUGAAUAUACCGGCUCCAAGUCGGAGUUGAGCACCUGCUCAAAUAAUUCCGCUCGCAACUCCGUUUCGGGCGGUGAACGUGAUGAUGAAGUUUUCCAUGCUGGCGCUGGUACGAAUAAUAGCGGGCGCGUCAAAAGACGCCGUCGUGAUGUGCAAAUCAAUGAAACAUUCGACAAAAGUAGUUUGGCUUCCAUAACGGACGGUGUGCUCUCGAAAGAUAUGUCUCCAGCUUCUACAACUGAUACGGAAGAUCUGACCUUUCAACAGGAUGAGGAACUGGCUAUGCGUGAGGCGGCACUACAACAACAGCAGCAACUUCAACAGGCGCCCUCGAAUCGUUCCUCAGCUAUUAUAAUGGAAACCAUUAUUGAGGCAAAGGAAACCUCGUCACCGAAGAAAAAUGCCUCUGGGCAUACAAUGGAAAGCCUGCACGCAACCAUAGAGAAACAGAAGAUGCUGCUCGAAACGGUCAAUGAACAUGGCGAAGUGGAGAAGAACACAUUUGUGAAAUUAUCCGAUAUGGAUAAACCCGCAAAAUUCGAACUACACUCGCCGGAGUCGAUGAGUAAGAGUGCCGGCAAUCAUCGUCAAAUAAAUCGCCUAUUCCGCGAUGACUCGAAAGCGCGUCCACAUUCAUGGACAAUGACACGUUCGCACGGCAAUAGCUUCCUCAGCAUAACCAAUUCAGUGGAGAACCUGCGCAGUCUAUCUCGGCUUUUUCCAAACUUUUCGAAAGAAUUUUCAAACUCUCUACCGAACGACAUCAUCUGUGAUCAAAUGGACUACAUACAGACCGAUAUAAGUGGUGAUUCCAGUUUGGCUUCGAGCAUUAGUCGUUCCGGCAUGGACGAGUCUUCCAUAUCGUGUCGUCAACCACGUAGAUUGGGUGAAGAUCUAUUGAAAAUGUUCCUGCAAGAGAUUGCCACCGACAUGAUUGUCGAGGUACACGGUCGGCGUAUUAAGGCGCAUAAAUGUAUUCUGCGCUCGCGCUGUCAGUAUUUUGCCGCUAUGUUGGCAGGUAGUGGCGCACAGAGUGUUGUCUCGCUACAAGGUUAUUCCUAUUCGGCAGUACAUUUUGCUUUGUGUCACAUCUACUCGGGUGCCUCGCAUCCGCCAGAUGGCAUUAGUCUGAUGGAGCUGGCUGCUCUGGCAGAUCUGCUCGGUUUGGAGGGCUUAAAGGAGGUGACAGCACAUGCCUUGAAGACAAACUACUGUCACAAUUUCCACAAACCCUGUUCGGGUUGUAUCGAUGGCAUACUGCAGGUGCUACCCGUGGCAUUGACUCACUCAUUAGAUGAUUUAUAUCGCAAGUGUUUGCGUUGGACUUGUCGUCACUACAUGAAAGUUUGGCCAACACGACAAUUUGCUCAACUACCAGCGGACAUACUGGGGCGCUGUCGGCAACAAAUUGUCGCAUAUAUGACAUCGGAGAGUGUGUUGGACACAGUACUCGAUUGUGAUAAUUUGCUGACACAGUUGGCGACCUACCGCUGGGGUGGUAUUUGUGAGAGUCUCGUACGUGACAUACUGGACUCCGCCUAUACCUACAUUGCCGAUCACUUUGCCAGCCUCAUAGCGAGCGACUCUUUCCUAUCGCUCGGUCACGAUCGCAGCUGUCACAUACCGCGUCUCGAGAGUGUGCUAUUGCGCACAGCUUCGUCACUUACACCGGAUCAGGCAUGUCGCAGUUAUCAACGUGUGACACGCCUCAACACUGUGUUGCAGGCGAAAGUCAUACAAAUGCCGGCCAAUCUGGGUGAAUUGGCUAAAGAGCUGCAGGGUUUGCAGGAGGAAGACUUGGAUUGGGAUACCGAGUACAUACGUUUGGUGAGCGCCAUACUCUCCGCUGUCGAGCAGUGUCUUAUAAGACAGUGUUCUCGUGCUAUGCGCGUAACUGCUUGGCAGCGCAUGGAUCUCGAUUUGCGUAAAAAGGUGCAAACUUUGGCGCGACUCACCGAACCGAUGGAUCUGAAGCGCAACAAACCCGUCUCGAAAGCGUUCACAUUCAGCGGCAGCACACGUAAUCAGGAUCUGUAUCAGGUGAAGUUGGCAAUACAGGCGCAUUCAAAGCGUACCAUGGCGCAGGACACACAACUGUAUAAGGCAACGCAGACGCAGGAGGCGGGCAAUGUGCAGACCACUGAGCGUGGUGUACAAGCCAAUAACGAUUUGCGCGAAGGCACCAGUAAGAUUCUUAAAUCGAACACACGCGUUCACGUGCCUCAAGCGUUGCGCGCUAGCUCACAGAGUGCCACUACCUCCGAGCGCAAUAGCUUAAAUACACACCGACGCACACAAUCCGAAGCACCGAUGCAUAUAAAUAAAGUCACUACAACCGCACCUGCUUUGCCGCCAAAGCCCACAAGUGCCGACAUCAAAACCGAGACGGUCAAGAAAACUGCGCCACGCCUCUCUGAUGUGCGUCCACGCUAUCUGGAGCCGCGUAAAGUACACGCGCCAGCCGGUUUCGGUAACGGACCAGUACGCAGCGCCACUAGCUCCAGCAUUCCGGCCAAUACGAAAGGCAAAGGCCGUCAGAUCUCAUCUAGCGAUAGUUCGCGCACUUCCAGUCCAGCGGCACGUAAGACGGCAAAUCAAAUUGGACGCAAGUCUAUUAAUAUGUCGCUUGACAGUUUGGCCUCGCCAUCGCGGCGUGGCCGUACAAUGCGCUUGAAGGCCACCGACAAUGCUGACCGUUUUUCGGAUCGUGGCGGUGAUUCGCUCGGUGACAGCAUGAAGAGUUCAGUGAUUACAAACAAGGCGAUCUCGCAAGAGUCGCUCGCGAGUGGCGCAAAGCUGUCACGUUCGAAUCCGCUCAUUGGCAACAGCGGCAAACAGUUGGCAACUGUCGGUGGUGGCUGUAAGUUGCUAAAUGGCAAAACGUCAAAUGGCAUUGCGAAGACGAAUCGCGCAGCAAGUAUUGGCGCCAAACCGCCAAAACAUUUGCAACAACAGAAUAUAAAGUCAACCGGUUCAAGUCCCUCCUCAGUGACGACCACUAAAUCAGCGGCAAGUCGUCUCUCAUCUGUCUCAUCCACACACUCCUCGCGAGAUAUGUUUAAAAAUCGGUCGAUAUCCGUGCCGGGUCAGUCGUCCUCCCAGGGCUCCAGUGGCGGCCAAACCACAAUUGGCUCGGGCGGCGGCACAAAGCAUAGUUUCUUAUCGGCCAAAUCGCGUGAGAUACUCGCUAGGCGUGCUGAGAAAAAUAAAUUACAACAACAACAACAACAAAUGCAACAAACCGCCAAUAGCUCUGCCGAUGAACGGAGCAACAACACAAACGCCGUCCCUGAACCCACCAACAACCGCAACCACCAUCAACACACCGCCGGUCCAAUACGUUCCGUCUCACACACAGCCGUCACUUCGGCAUCAAAUGCCAAUUAUACGCGCAACUCGCUGCCUUCCAACAUACCGACACGUCGCCCCAACUCGCUGCAGCUACGGAAAACAACAAAUAAUCAAACAACAGUCGCCAACAAUAGAAAUAAUAAUAGCAAUGUCAAUCAAAUGGCUCAUUUAAAUAACAAAAACAAAAUCAUUAACGCCACCAAUGGUGUGUUGAAGGCGGCGAAUGCGGUCAAGCAGAAAAUCGAGUUGUUCAUCGAUACGUCCACGUCAGCAGCUGGUCGUGUUGAGAAGUCCACACCGCCAGCAACAACACAAGCCAUGGCACAAAACAAAAACAACGACCAACAACAACACCAGAAACAGCCACGUGUCGAAACGAAAUUGGAACGUUCGAGUACGUUUUGUAAGGAAACUUCCGACAUGGACAUCAACGAAUUGCAGAUAAUCGAGUAAGCAGAACGCAGGGAGCAGAACGCAGAGAAACAUGGAAGGGUAAUGAGAAAACUGCGCGUGCUCAACCUUGAAUGAGCAAACAAAAGCGUUGAGCCUGCAAGCUGUUCAUCCAUGGAGGAUAAAAACAACACAUCCACACAUCCUUAACGCAGACACCACAAUGAACGCUGCGAUGAACAAAACAACUUCUCUAGUCAAUAACAGAAGACAUACAAAAUUAAAUUAAAAUGGCGCUGCACAGAAACAAAAACAAAAAUUUGCUUAUAAUUGCAUAAAAAAGUAGUUGUCAAUAAUCUCAAAUUUGCAGAAACCUCGAAAGGACAGCAAGUUUAAUCAAACAAAAAUAAAAUAAAAAAAAUACAAAAAUUAUAUGUAUGUAGUUGAAUGCCCUAAAUGAAGAUAUCGUAAACAGAAAAAAUAAUAUUUGUGCAUAUUCAACCAUACAUAGUACAUACAAACAUAUUUGCAUAUACAAAUAGUAGUUUAUGGAAUAUAAAAAAAAAGAAAUUGUUUUUCUUAAAAAUAUGAAUUUCAGCAGCAAUGAAAUAAAAACCCCAAAACCCCGUUAAGUAACAGUAAAGGCGCACGUUAAGGAAUAACCAAAACGGUUGGCAGGAAACGAUUAUAAACGGUAAAAUUAAAUAUAAAAUUAAAUUAAAAAAAAAUAAAUGGAUACAAUAAAAUUGGCAUUUGUCAAAAAGCUGAAUUGAAAUCGUAUUUCGAACGAUCGAAAAGCAUAUUUUUAAAAAAAAAAGUAUAAUUGAAAGGUGUACUAAUUUCGUGAUAUUAUUUACAAUGCAAAGGCUGCAUUUCUUUUUUGUAGAAAGCGCAGUGCAAAUGUGUGAACAUUUAGCAUAUACUUAUACAUACAUACAGACAUAAAUAGGUACAUAUGUACAUACAAAAACAAAAAGCAUGCUUUAAGCUUAUAAUUUAAGUGAGUUCAAACACAUAAUAAUGGAUGGAGUGUGACGUCUGAUGGUUUAAGUUUUUGUGGUAUCACAAUGAGUCUAAGUCAGGCCUAAGUGAAUCCGGUCUGUUAGAUCGGUAGCCACCGCAAUCUAAUCUAACCUAAAACACAUAAAAAUAGUUUGUUUCUUUUUGUGUUUUCUAUUUGCUUCGCGCAUUUAUUUCACUAUAGAUUACAAGUCUUUGAUAUACCAAAAAAUAAAUAAAUAACUAUGGCUUACAUAUGUAAAUGGAUAUUACAUAUUAGAUGUGCAAUUUUAAUGCUCUUUUUAAUUUUUUUUAAUUUUUUCAAAAAUUAAUAUACGCCUUUUAAGCUCAUCGCCGCUAAGAAACUUUAAGAAAUACUUAAAGCGGUUAAAUAUAUUUUUGUGAAAUUUGUAGAAUGUGAAUAUUGCAAGCAUGCCACAAUUACAAUGAAAAUAUGAUACUUUUUGUAUGAAAUUUUACAAUGUGUGUUACUUCAAUUCAAAACUGUUUUUGAAAUACUUAGUCUGCAAUUACUGAAUUUUAUUUACUCCAUCGAAUGCCGCUUUAAAAAUUAUGCGCUGAUCUUACUUUGCUUUUAACGUAUUUAGCUUACUGAAGAAUGCAUUAGGUUACACAAUCUUAACUUGAAUAAAUAAAUUUAAAAUUUUACAACUCAUAAGCUCAAAAAAAAUUAAAAAAAAAAAA
This is a messenger RNA of Ceratitis capitata (Mediterranean fruit fly), 11613 nucleotides long. RefSeq lists its product as uncharacterized. The record is from RefSeq and is a predicted model, not a curated record. Lineage: Eukaryota; Metazoa; Arthropoda; Insecta; Diptera; Tephritidae. The transcript has 6 exons. Gene Ontology annotation, molecular function: protein binding. The coding region runs from base 2941 to 9972 and encodes 2343 amino acids.